AUGCCGAAGAGGAAGCGCACGAAGGGGGAGUCCGGCUCGAAGAGGCCUGAGUUCAGACAAGUCACCGUCUCUGGCGCGGCCGACGGACCGCACAAGGACCACCACUGGGCCAGCAACUAUGUGUCGACGGCCAAGUACAACCUCCUGACGUACCUUCCGAUCGCGCUCUUCGAGCAGUACAGGCGCGUGGCGAAUGUGUACUUCACGCUCAUGGCCGCCCUGUCGGUGACGGAGUUCUCUCCGCUGCGCCCGUUCACGACCUUCACCCCGCUGGUGAUCGUGAUGGGCACGGCCAUGGUCAAGGAGGCGUACGAGGACUUCAAGCGCCACAGAGCGGACCGCGAGGAGAACAACCGCGAAAGCCUCGUCUGGGACGGCACCAAGUGGGAGCCCAAGCGCUGGCACGAGAUCGAGAUGGGCGACCUCGUCAAGGUCCAGCGCGACGAGGCGUUCCCGGCCGACCUCGUCCUCCUCGACUCGUCCAUCGACGAGGGCGUGUGCUACAUCGAGACGGUAAACCUCGACGGCGAGUCCAACCUGAAGAUCAAGCAGGCCGUCGAGGAGGCGCGCCCGCUCGUGCGCGAGGGCAAGCUGUCCGACUUCCGCGGCGUCAUCGAGUGCGAGCUCCCGAACGUCUCGCUCUACACCUUUGCCGGCAACAUCCUCCUCAACCAGCUGGCCGCCAACGGACGCGCGCCGGACCCGAUCCCGCUCGAGCCCUCCAUGGUACUCCUGCGCGGGUCCUCCCUCCGGAACACCCCCUGGGUCAUCGGCACGGCCGUCUACACCGGUCACGAGACGAAGGUCUACAUGAACGCCACGCGCCCGCCCUCGAAGCGCUCCACGAUCGAGCGCCAGCUGGACACGUGCAUCUACGUGAUGAUGUCGCUGCUGAUCGUCAUCUGCGUCAUCGGCGCCAUCUUCUUCGGCAUCUGGACCCGCGACCGCAUGCCCGACAUGUGGUACCUGGUGCCCGAGGACGUCGACACCGUGCAGUUCGACCCGGACAAACCAGCCAUGGUCGGCUUCCUCGGAUUCCUCACCUCGUUCAUCCUCUACGGGUAUCUGGUGCCGAUCUCGCUGUACGUGUCUGUGGAGAUCGUGAAGAUCAUCCAGUCGAUGUGGUUCAUCCACUUCGACAAGGAGAUGUUCGACGAGCGCACCAAGCAGCUGUGCCUAGCGCGCACGUCCAACCUGAACGAGGAGCUCGGCAUGAUCGAGAUCGUCCUGUCCGACAAGACCGGGACGCUGACGCAGAACCAGAUGGAGUUCCUCAAGUGCUCGGUCGCUGGCGAGUCGUACGGCCAGGGCCUCACGGAGGUCGAGCGCGCCAUGAUGCAGCACUCGUACCACCCGGGCGAGCCCCGCGCGCAGGACAACAUCCCGGAGGACCUCGGCGGACUCAAGGAGAAGGGGUUCAACUUCUGGGACACGCGCAUCCUGUUCGGGGCGUGGCACAAGCAGCCGAGCGCGGACAUCAUCGAGAGCUUCCUGCGGUGCCUCGCGGUGUGCCACACGGUGAUCCCGGACCGCGACCCGGAGACGGGCGACGUGGCGUACGAGGCGGAGAGCCCCGACGAGGCCGCCCUGCUGGUGGCUGCGAAGAACAUGGGCUUCCGGUUCACCGACCGCAAGCAGGGCAAGAUCACGGUCGAGGAGACGACCCCGCGCGGCACGGAGAGCGUCGUGUACGAGAUCGUCGCGCUGCUCGAGUUCAACUCGACCCGCAAGCGCAUGUCGGUCAUCGCGCGGCGGGAGGGCGACGGGCGCCUGCUGCUGUUCACCAAGGGCGCGGACUCGGUGAUCUACGAGCGGCUGUCGUCCAAGGUGAAGCAGACGGUCGCGGCGGCAACGCGCGAGCACCUGCAGGAGUACGGCGAGGCGGGGCUGCGCACGCUGUGCCUGGCGUACGCCGAGAUCCCGCAGGCGCGGUUCGACAAGUGGUGGAAGACGUACAUGGCGGCGCGCACGUCGAUCGUCGGGCGCGAGGAGAAGCUGAUGGAGGCGUACGACGACAUCGAGACGGACCUGGUGCUGCUGGGGUGCACGGCGAUUGAGGACAAGCUGCAGGUGGGCGUCCCGAAGACGAUCGAGACGCUGCUGGACGGCGGGAUCAAGGUCUGGGUGCUCACGGGCGACAAGCUGGAGACGGCGGUCAACAUCGGGCACGCGUGCAACCUGCUGCGGCACGACAUGACCAUCGUGCUGGUGAACCCGGACACGGCCGAGGUGGCGGCGCUGGAGGAGGACGGGAAGCGGGAGGAGGCGCGCGCGCUGCAGCGCAAGACGGCGCUGAAGCAGCUGCGGGAGGCCAUGGACAUGAUGGAGGGCGGGACGGCGUCGCGGGAGGGGGGGAGUAAGUACGGGUACAACCACGCGCUGGUGAUCACGGGCGCGGCGAUCGGGUACUGCAUGGCCGACGAGGACGCGCGCGCGAUGUUCUGGGAGGUCGCGAGCUCGUGCAGCAGCGUGAUCUGCUGCCGCGUGUCGCCGAAGCAGAAGGCGGAGGUGACGGCGCUGGCGCGGCUCAAGGGCCUGCGCGCGCUGGGCAUCGGCGACGGCGCGAACGACGUGGGCAUGAUCCAGGAGGCGGACAUCGGCGUGGGCAUCAGCGGGCUCGAGGGCCGCCAGGCGGUGAUGUCGUCGGACUUCGCCAUCGGGCAGUUCCGCUUCCUGGAGACGCUGCUCAUGGUGCACGGGCGGUGGUGCUACAAGCGGAUAUCGCGCAUGGUCGGGUACUUCUUCUACAAGAACCUGGUGUUCGGGCUGUCGGUAUUCUACUACAACGCGUUCGCCUUCUUCUCGGGGCAGUUCACCUACGACCAGUUCUACAUUGGGCUCUACAACGUCAUCUUCACCGCGCUCCCGCCCGUCAUCGUCGGCGUGCUCGACCAGGACGUCGACCGCAAGACCUGCCACCACUACCCGGGGCUCUACCGCCAGGGCAUCCUCAACGAGUGGUUCGGCCUGCCCGCGCGGGGCGGGUGGUUCUUCACGGGCGUCCUGCAGUCCGUCCUCGUCUUCUUCGGCGGCCUCAUGGGCAACUACCUCGCGAUGUCGGACUCCUCCGGCCGCCCCGUCGAGAUGUGGGUCAACGGCGUGACCAUCUUCACCUGCGUCAUCAUCACCGUGCACCUGCAGCUGGCCUUCGUGCUCGACUUCUGGACCUGGCUCCACCACUUCUCCAUCUGGGGCUCCAUCAUCGUCUGGUUCAUCUUCAUCAUCGUCUACGGAGCCGUGCCCCCCGAGUGGAUGCUCGACGAGAACGUGCGCUACCUCUUCGUCGACAUCGUCGCCAAGAUGCCGCGCUUCUGGCUCAUCUGCCUCGUCGUCCCCGUCCUCGCCGUCCUCCCGGACUUCCUCUACCGCGUCCUGCGCCGCCUCGUGUACCCGGACGACCACCACAUCCUCCAGGAGCACAACCUCAUGAAGAGCCGCAAGAGCUGCCUGCGCGGCGGGUGGCUCGCGGGCGCGGGCCUCGUCCGCCGCCUCGCCAGCGCGGAUCUCAAGAAACAGGCCGAGGCCAUCGAGACCGCGCCCGUCGCCCAGUUCGCCGACAUGUCGGCUGGCGCGUCGCCGGAGAAGCUGGGCAUGCCCGCGGUCAGCGACGGGGCCGCACUGCCUGCGCGGAUCAGCCAGGCCGCGAGCGCGGCGAGCGGGGAGGGGAUCGUGUCGGCGUACGGGUCGGUCGGGGAGGACGGCAAGGACAUGCGGCGCCGGAUGAUGGCCAGCAAGUCGGGGAAGGGCACGCCGCAACGGACCACGUCGAGGCGCACCAACGCGAUGCGCGCUGCCAGAGAGUUCGCCGGGGACCUCAACACGGCCGGUCCGUUCUCCGCGGUCCGGUCCUCGCGGCGCGACAUGCACAACCGCGCGCAGAGCCGCGUGCUGGCCGACCUGAACUUCAUGGGCGGCAACCUCACCACCUUCGACAGAUUCACCGCCAAGUUCGCCGCCGAGCGCGCCGCGGGGCUGCAGCAGCAGGUCAAGGAGAAGGUCCACCGGCGGAUCAAGUCGGACAUGCCGCAGGCCAGCACCGACAUGCUCACCGCCGACAUCAGCGACAUCCUCAGCAGGGAGCGCGACGUGCCGCCCGGGCGCGGCAGGCAGCGCCGCGGGAUGAAGCUCGGCCUCGCGCCCGUGGUGAGCAACGCGGGCAACCUCGUCGAAGAUCUCAGCCCGACCUCGCCCGCAGGCGAGGGCAGUCCCAAGAGGGGCUUCGGGGGGGACUCGCGAAAGAAGCAGCUGGCGCCGCUUGGCGAGGGCGUCGAGGACCCGUCGCCGGGGACGCCCUCCGCGCACGCCAAGCUGCGGCGCGCCCUGUCGGACGGCGGGGAAGGGGCGGCUGUGGGCCAGGGGCUGCCUUCGCCACACAUGGCCACGGCGAAGUCGUCCGAGGCCGAGGGGCGCUUCACGGGCUCGGAGGGCGAGGAGGAGGAGGCGCAGGCCAACCCCAAGAAGUAG
This is a messenger RNA of Pedinophyceae sp. YPF-701, 4464 nucleotides long. The record is from the annotation of a GenBank genome assembly. NCBI's taxonomy places the organism in Eukaryota, Viridiplantae, Chlorophyta, Pedinophyceae.